CACCUAGCCAUCAACUGCGUAAACGGGCCAAUGAGCGCCGGGCGAAUUCACACGAUGGGGAAUUUUACCCCCUCCAAUUUCAGGGGAGACAACCUUACUCUCGAAUCUCUGACCAAGUGGCCGCCCCGAGCCUCGUUGCUUUCAGUCCCGUAUCUCUUUCUCCGCGGCGACCAACCCGCACGAGCCUCACCUCCACACAACUAGCCUUGUACAUCUCAAUCCUAUUCAAUGGACUCCCCGCAACGCUAUUCCUUGGCGCCGCCGCCAGGCAUGAUGCCGCUUGGCGGCGUCGAGAUUGACAUUUCGUCCCUGUCGCUCGAUGCCGCUGGCCCGAUCGGGUUCCGGUCCAUCACCCAGCCGCCUCAGUCGCAACCCGAGGCGGAGCCGAUGUUGGACCACCAUCGUCUUACCACGUCUUCGCCACGCGACGGCAGUCCCCGUCCGUCGUCGCCGCCGCUCACGUCGACCACGGUGCUCCCCGCGACCUUUCUCAAAACGAUUUGCGACCAGCUCGAGUUUUACUUUUGCGACGACAACCUCUUGGGCGACCUCUUCCUUCUCAAAAACAUGAACGCCGAUGGCUACGUCAAACUCGAGUUGUUGGCAUCGUUCGGUCGCGUGAAGAAGCUGACCACGGACUUGGACCUCAUCAAGCAAGCGCUGGAACUGUCUACGAAGCUGCUGCUCAGCGAAGAUGCGCUAUCGGUAUGCCGCAAAGAUCCGUUGCCAUACGACCAGACGUACCACGGCAAGUUGGCGCGCACGGCGAUCGCUUUCAACUUGGCGGAGGAUGCGUCGAUAGCGUCGUUGAAGGAAGCGUUUCGAACGUGUGGGGAAAUUUCCUACUUGCGUCUUCUCAAGAAGAACGGCGUCACAGGGCGUAACGCGGUGCUCAAGCCGCCGAUUGCCGCGGGCGAAACGUACGCGAUCAUCGAGUUUGAAGACCCCGACAUGACCAACCACGCGGUGCUGACGUUAUCGGACCAGUACAACUGGCGUACGGGCAUGCAAGUCGUGUUGUUUGACGGGACCACCACGGACAAGCUCAAGCAGCGCAUGUUCCCAGUGGACACGAUGGACCCGCAACGGCGCGGCCGCGCCAAAUCCGCCGCCGCCGCCUUCAUCACCCCAGGCGGCCCUCGCUUGUCCGUGUCGUCUUCUUCUUCUUCUUCUGGAGGUGGCGCCUCGACGCCCGUGCACGUGGACGCAGUGGGCGAAGGCCUAAACGACCUGAGCGAAGGCAAAGUGAGCACGGGCACUGUGUUUUCGAUCCGGGGCGCGGGCGGGUUGAUUACGCCGGCGCGGCAGGAUGGCUCGUCUAUUUCGUUUCGACUCGUGCCCGAUGACGACGGUCUCGUGGACAUUCGACAGGGUGACUAUGUGAGCUUUACAGUCGGCAAAAACAAAAAGUCGGGGCGCAAGUAUGCAUCCAAAGUCAAGCUCGAGUUUCGCCCGCCAUCCAACUUGCCAGCGUGGGGUGGUUUGGCUGGUUCAAGUCCUCGCCAGGAUCGUAGCAGUGGUCGGUAUGAGAUUCCCGCGAGCCGUCACCGCGCCCAAACUGUCGACACGGCGACGUCUUCGUCGAGUAUGACCCGCGGCCGAUCCAUUUCCACUGGCCAGAACAACCUGCCGCGCCCGCGCCUGCCCCUUAAGUCCCCCGAGGCAGGGUACCGCACGCCAUCGUCCACCGCUGAAUCGUUUCGCCAAGCCAUGGGCCCCGAUGGCACGCGCGGGUUUGGUGAGACGAGACAGCGCCAAGCGUCGCAUGAAUCGGCCGCGUUUGCACAGGAACUGUCGGGCCGUCGGCGCGCCGCGUCGUCCACGAUGCUCCCUCCGUCGUCCUUUUAUUAACUAUUUGGUGUAUAUGUUGGGUACUUGGAUUGGGCUGCUGCAGCUGCUUUUUACUUAAAAUUGAAUAACAGAUUGUACACAACAUCAACGCAAUAUGAUUGGCU
Messenger RNA from Aphanomyces astaci, 1955 nucleotides. RefSeq lists its product as hypothetical. NCBI's taxonomy places the organism in Eukaryota, Oomycota, Saprolegniomycetes, Saprolegniales, Verrucalvaceae. The transcript is spliced from 4 exons. The coding region runs from base 229 to 1851 and encodes 540 amino acids. The record is from RefSeq and is a predicted model, not a curated record. Gene Ontology annotation, molecular function: RNA binding.